Molecule: messenger RNA, 2313 nt
Organism: Monopterus albus (swamp eel)
Lineage: Eukaryota; Metazoa; Chordata; Actinopteri; Synbranchiformes; Synbranchidae
Gene: fndc4a
Product: fibronectin type III domain containing 4a
Exons: 6
Coding region: 767-1429 (220 amino acids)
Cellular component (GO): plasma membrane; extracellular region
Molecular function (GO): protein binding
Source: RefSeq, a predicted model, not a curated record
CCUCACCCUAUUGCGGUAGAUAUUGCUACUAAAACGCCCCAUUAACGCAGCUGAAGGGGCGCGCUAUGGGUGUGGGUGACGGCUGUUGCCCCGGUAGGCGUAUCGCUGCUGCUUCUGUCAUGACACGUGGAUGAUUAAUCGGGGUGCUGCGCGUGCACAUGAGCCGAAAAGGCAGAAAGCGGAGGGUCUUGCAGGCUGUUUGGGGGGCUACCGGACCGGAGGGGACCGGCCCCGCGUGCAGUGGAUAACACAUUAAGGUCUAUGCAGUAAGCGGUGAGCCGGGGAGCGCGACCAGGGUGACAAACUUAAGGCACUGUCCAUGGUGGUGAGUCGCCCCGCCGCGUCCCCAUCAAUCUGCGAAGGGGGGAGAGACGAGCCUGUCAGCGUCAUUUUUUUUUUUUGUUCGACCAGUCUGUACAGUACCUGAGCUCACCUACGAUCCGUGCUACCGAAGAAAUGAAGGAAGUCUAUGCUCUGAGCUAGCACAUUCUGUCCGACGUCCCUCAGUCUGCAAGGGAACAUGGAUGAAGGACUUGAGGAUUUAAACCUUUAAUGAAAGAACCCGUCUCAUCUCGACAAAAUGUUCCUGAAGACAUCAUUUGGUUUUUACUGACUGACCACUUCCAGCCUGAUUCAGCCGUUCGUUCAUUUACCUGAGGAAUUCCGACAUGGUGCAAAAAUGAACUCCAGCCAUUUAGUUGCCCUUCAAGCAUAGGUAAUCUGCGUUAUUAUUUCAUCUAAGAAGAGCAGCGAUAUCCACCAAAACAUGGCUCGUCUGCUUGUGUUGUUCAACUCCGCGAUCCUGUUGCUCUUUGGCAGCGACAUGUUCUUGGUUGGAGCAAACCGGCCACCAGCUCCUGUCAAUGUCUCUGUCAUGCACCUGCGGGCCGACUCGGUAACUGUAUCCUGGGAAGUUCCAGAGGGAGACAUAAUAAUUGGCUUUUCCAUCUCACAACAGAGACAGGACGGACACAUGCAGCGAAUCAUUCGGGAAGUCAAUACCACCAGCCGCUCUUGUGUUCUUUGGGACCUGGAGGAGGAAACACACUACAUCAUCCAGGUCCAGUCCAUUGGCCUCUACGGGGAAAGCCAAGCCAGCAAGAAGGUGCAUUUUCGCACCCUUAAGAAGUCCGAUCGCGUCCCCUCCAACAGCUCCAACCAAGAUGACCCAACUGUGCAGGGCUUGGACAAGUCCCGCCAUCUGCAAACAGGAGAGAUGGUCAUAAUAGUGGUGGUCUUGGUCAUGUGGGCAGCUGUUAUUGCACUGUUCUGCCGGCAGUAUGACAUCAUCAAAGACAACGACUCCAGCAACAAUAAGGAGAAGGCCAAGCCGUCGUCAGAGAGGAGCACACCGGAGCACCACAGCGGAGGACUCCUGAGGAGCAAGUUUCAUCCUUCUGUGCCGUCAGUUAACAUCAUUGAAGUUUGAGAAGAAGGAAGUCAAGGUUCAACUCUUCUCUCUUCUACCACUUUCCAACCUUUCUCACAGAUGAGGAAAAUGACUGAGAACAUAUAUGAAUAGGGUUGGCCAAGGCUGUCUUACAAAACACACCUGUUAGACAUGCAUGCACACAGUAUUUGUAGGAAAACAAAGCACUACAAAACAGAUACACACUCCAACACCCAGCCAGCAAACCUAUACAAUUCUACAAGUACAGUAGCUAGAAACAACCUAUUCCUGCAGGUUGAUAGUACACAAAUUAAUGUUAACCCAUGGUGCAGUUAACAUUGAUGUUUUUGCCAGGUGCUUGGUAUGUUAUUGCAAUACAAAACAAACACAAUCCAUCAUCUCUGGGAGGUCUGUCUUCAUGAUUUUAAAUAUGCAGUGUAUUUUUGAUAUUGGCAUGUGCAGUUAGAUAACCCCAAUCACCUGUUACACACACACACACACACCUUAGCUCAAUAUAUUCAAAUACUGCCUGAUCACAAAUGUAUAUCACUGUCAGACUGCUGUGGGCAUUUGGUUAAUAAGGAGAGAAAGCAAAUAUGUACUGUAAGUAAUUAUCCAAACUGAAAUGCCAUUUUUAGGAUAGCAUUGCAUUUUUUUCAUAUUUCAUACGUGACAUGUCUGUACAUAUUUCAUACAUUUACUAAAUGGAGUUGCAUGCAGGUCAUUCGCCUGUAGAAUAGCAUUUAAUGUGCAUUCUAAGUUAGAUGCCAAAACUGGACAAAUAAACAUUAUUGCAGUACUAUGAAGCUGUUACUGUUUUCUUCUGUUUUACCUGCUUAUAGAACAGGACUUCUAUCAUCCAGUGUUUCAUUUUAGGUCUUGUAGAUUUCCUAACAAUUGUAUUACCUGAAAAAUAAAUAAAG